Adineta ricciae is the source of this 369-nucleotide messenger RNA. NCBI's taxonomy places the organism in Eukaryota, Metazoa, Rotifera, Eurotatoria, Adinetida, Adinetidae. The record is from the annotation of a GenBank genome assembly.
AUGGCUAACCUGAUUCUUUUGCAGUGCGAUACAUCGGAUCAGAUUGAACACACUAUUGACUUGAACAAACAGUAUCGCAUCAUUCUAUCUUGCCAACGAAAGCACACUCAUGAGAUAAAACAUCUUUUCACUAGUCGUUACGUAUGGGCAGUUUAUAUUCUAGGUCAAUACAAUACUGAAAAUGUUAAAGUUCGCACAGUGAAUGGAAAUGAACGAGACUUGAUGUGGUAUCUUAUGAAUCAUGAAACGGACUAUCUCAAUGAACAAGAAAUGAAGCUUCGCGAUCAAGGUGAUAUGUUUGCAGCUAAUGUGCUAAGCAAUGAAAGUAUAAUUCUCUUUGAUCAAAUGGAUGGAUUUACUAAUUUUUAA